CUUAUCAGAGGGGGUCAAGCUUCAUUUAAUAUUAGCUGAAGACGGGACACACUCAUGUCAGAUUUAAGCUUGGAUUUACUUGCGAUUGGAUUUUACUACGCAUACAAACCGGAAGGAUUGUCUCAGGAGUGAUUUGUUCGAGGAUUCAAGGAAGUGGUUACAAGUUAUGCUCUCGAGGAGGAGGAGGACUUCCCCAGGCCAUGUAAAGGAUAACACUGGGCUCACGGCCAACUUUCCACUUAAAUGAAAGGCCACGCCCUCUUCCUGCACACCUGAAUAUAAGCUCACCUCACAGCUUCAGCAGCACAGACCCUCUCUUGCACUCCUUGAGGCAUAUCGUCAUAUUCAACCUGUUAUCUUGUGAACAUCUCGGCAGUGAUUGAAGGGGGGCAGUUCAACCCAGCCGUAAAAAGAAGGUACCGUCCUUCGUCAUGGCCUCCAGCAUGUCGCUUCGGGGUUACUCUGUCAGUCGACAGCCGUCUUUCUCCACUCGUUCCCUGAUGGACACCGGCCGCUCCCGCGCCUCAGUAUCGUUUUCCCCCGGCGGCGCCUUGACCCGUUCGGCAUCGGUCAGCCACGACCUGAACGGGCCGGCGAGCUUGCAGAUGAACGGGUUGCACGGUAACAGCACCAACGAGAAAGAGGCCAUGCAGAGUCUCAACAACCGUCUUGCCAAGUACCUGGACAAGGUGCACUCGCUGGAACGCUCCAACGCCGACCUAGAAAUGAAAAUCAAGCAAGUGAUGAUUGAGCACAUUCCCAAAGGCCAUGACUUGGACUCCAUGAUGGCCCAAGCUCACGCCAUUGAGCAGGAGGUGAGGAAGAAGACCUUGGAAAAUGCUCGUCUCAUGUUGGAAAUCGAUAAUGCCAGACUGGCUGCUGAUGACUUCAGGAUCAAGUGGGAGACCGAGCUGGUGAUGUGUCAGUCGGUGGAGCGAGACUGCGUGGCGCUGAAGAAGGCCAAGAGCGACCACGAGCAGAUUAUUGCCUCCCUCAGGGGUGACCUGGACAGCCUGAAAGAGGAACUUUACUUCCUUAGGAAGAACCACGAGGAGGAACUCGAGCAGAUGAAGUCUCGUAUAGCCCGCGAUGAGGUGAACGUGGAGGUGGACUCAGCCCAGGGACCAGAGCUUGGAGCCAUUCUGUCUGAUCUGCGAAUCCAGUACGAAGGCAUUGUGAAGAAAAACAAGGAACAUGCCGAACAGUGGUACCGCAAGAAGCUGGAGGCGGUGCAGAACGAUGUGAAGGAGAGCAAUGAGGCCUUGAGAUGUGCGCAGAGCGAGUUAGUCGAGAGGCAGCGCUUUCUUCAAACCCUCGAGGUGGAGCUGGAGAGUUUGCAGAAGCAGGUUGCAGCCCUGGAGGGUAACUUGGGCGAAGCAAGUCACAAAUAUGGCACUGAGAUGGAGCGUCUGCAGGUCACCCUUAACCAACUGGAAGAGGAACUGUCCCAGCUCCGGUUGGACAUGCAGCGCACUAAAACCGACUAUGAGCAGCUCCUACGCAUUAAACAGAACCUGGAGAUGGAAAUUGCCACCUACAGGCGCCUACUGGAAGGAGAGGAAAGCAUUAAGGAAGUCCCACCACCACCAAAAAAAGAGCCUGACGUUCACACCCGGAAGAUUGUGAAAGUGGUGACGCAGACCAUGGUCAAUGGCAAGGUAGUGGAUGAGUCCAGUGAGGUGGAGCAAAUUGAGGAGACCAAGAAAUAGGAGGUGCACGUAGGAGCCAUUAUUAAGUAAAGCAAACAAAAGUAUUAGAAAUAGGCACCAUUUUUAAUCACUGGAGGCUUUAUUUGGCUUCGAGAGUUCUGUUUUCGUAGCGUAGUUAUAUAGUGCUGCAUGCUUAUAACCGUGCUUAGAUAAUUAGAUUUGUAGGUGAAAAGGGCAGCUGACUAAGCGUUUUACAAUAGAAUACUGUCUAACUCAAGGACAUACAGUAUUUAUUUCUUAGGGUAUAAAGGUUUACCAUAGUGCACCCAAGAAAAGUGCAAAAAUAAGGUUUCUUAAUCCUGUGUUCAU
Messenger RNA from Corythoichthys intestinalis (scribbled pipefish), 2018 nucleotides. RefSeq lists its product as uncharacterized. The transcript is spliced from 13 exons. NCBI's taxonomy places the organism in Eukaryota, Metazoa, Chordata, Actinopteri, Syngnathiformes, Syngnathidae. Gene Ontology annotation, molecular function: structural molecule activity. Bases 432 to 1709 code for a protein of 425 amino acids. The record is from RefSeq and is a predicted model, not a curated record. Gene Ontology annotation, cellular component: cytoskeleton.